AUGUCCUCAGCAGCCGUGACUGUCAGCUUGGAAGAUCUUAAGAAUGGCAAUGUCUCGUUCUCAACUUUAGAAGAAGCCUUUGGACCAGACUCCUUAGGAAUUAUCAUAGUCAAAGACGUCCCAUCCGACUUCGUCCAACUAAGACAUCGUCUACUAACCUACUCUUCCUACCUGGGCAACCUCCCCUCAUUCAGACUCGCCAAACUCGAGAACCCCGCCGCAAAAUACCUAACCGGCUGGUCCCUCGGCAAAGAGACUCUGAAAAAUGGCCAAAUCGAUACCCUAAAAGGCUCUUUCUACGCCAACUGUGCUUUCUACGUCGAUUCAUCCUUGGACUGCGCUAAACCAACCUCAGAGUUUUCUCCUGAGAACUUUCCCGAGUAUCUAAGUCCGAACCUAUGGCCAACCCUCCCAGGAUUUAAAGAGACGUUCGAGGAUCUAUGUCGGCUUAUCAUCGAUACCGCGGUCCUGGUUGCCAAGGCAUGUGAUCGGUAUGCCGAGAAGGAGAUCCCGGAGUAUAAAUCUGGGUAUCUAGAACAUGUUGUUAAGACAUCUACUACGACCAAAGCUCGACUAUUGCAUUAUUUUCCCGCAGACCCUAAAACUGAGGAAUCGAAGACGGACGACGAUUGGUGUGCAACCCAUCUCGAUCACGGCUGUCUGACCGGCUUAACAUCCGCGAUGUUCAUCAACGAAUCUCGACAAAUCCCCGCUAUCCCCAUCACGUACUCAUACAACCCCCAAUUCCUCCCAACACUAGCAGAACUCGAUGCCUCCCCGGAUCCUACCGCAGGACUGUACAUCCAGUCUCGAAGCGGAGAAACGGUGCAAGUCAAGAUCCCGAGAGAUUGUAUUGCAUUCCAGACAGGCGAAGCGCUAGAAAGAAUCACCAAGGGCAAGUUUAAGGCUGUGCCGCAUUUUGUCAAAGGGGUUAGACCGGGGGUGGGGGAGGAGGGGGGCAGGAUUGCGAGGAAUACGUUGGCUGUUUUUACGCAGCCGAAUUUGGGGGAGGUGGUGGAUUUGGAGCAGGGGAUUACGUUUGGGGAGUUUGCCAGGGGGAUUGUUGAGAAGAAUACUACGAAGUGA
Molecule: messenger RNA, 1086 nt
Organism: Mollisia scopiformis
Lineage: Eukaryota; Fungi; Ascomycota; Leotiomycetes; Helotiales; Mollisiaceae
Product: Clavaminate synthase-like protein
Exons: 3
Coding region: 1-1086 (361 amino acids)
Source: RefSeq, a predicted model, not a curated record